AUGUCAUCAGAAGGUAGACAAUCAGUAGGAGACAAAAUUUCAGACGCUGUUAAACCAGAUAGUCAAAAAAGCACCCCAGAAGAAUUCGGUGACAAAAUUAAAUCAAACGCUGAUUCAGCUGCCGGUAAAUUACAACCAGAAGAAGAUAAAGGAUUUGUUCAAAAAGCUAGUGAUGCCGUCUUUGGUUAUAUAACAUAUUACACCUGGCUCGCCAGCUGUUUUAAUGAUUAA
Lodderomyces jiufengensis is the source of this 231-nucleotide messenger RNA. RefSeq names its product Wh11p (gene WH11). Lineage: Eukaryota; Fungi; Ascomycota; Pichiomycetes; Serinales; Debaryomycetaceae. The record is from RefSeq and is a predicted model, not a curated record. The coding region runs from base 1 to 231 and encodes 76 amino acids. The transcript has 2 exons.